AUGAUACCCACAUCCUCAAUUGCUUUAUCAUCUUUCUCAAAAGCAAAUAAACGAUCACCAUCAUCAUCGACAGCACGACGAACUGGACGGCGGUGCUGUUGUUGCCGACUCUCGCUCUGUCUUGUAAUAACGACCCUUCUUACCGUUGCGUUUUUCAUUUGGGGAUUAUUGUACUUUUCACCCGCCACAUUACCUGAACCUACCGUUCCCGAUAAAUCCACAGAUACCAAUGCUCGGUUUCUCACAUUGAACAUAUUCAUGCGACCACCAGGAGUGAAAAACAACAAGUCAGACUACAAGGAGCAGCGGCUUGACUACAUCAUCAAACACAUCUUGCCGCACUAUGAUGUGAUUACUGUCCAAGAGGCGUUCGCGUUUGCCAACCGACGAGUUGACAGGCUGGCUGUAGCUGCGCGUGAGAUGGGCUUCAAUUACCAAGUUGCGUCUCCACGGCAUUACCCCUGGCAACUGGCAGCUGACGGCGGCUUGCUCUUGCUGUCCCGCUUCCCUAUUGCAAAAUCCGACGUCAUUGAGUUUCCGCGAGGUCUCCAUAGCGACUGGCUAUCUUACAAGGGUGCACUACAUGCUCUGGUGGAAUUGAACCCACGCCGGUCCGUGCACGUCUAUACCACCCACACACAGGCUUCCUAUGACAGCCAAGGUCAGCUAAACGAUGAUGAUACCAACAUGCGCUUGAGCCAGUUCGCAUACGUGCACAAGUUUAUCUCGGAAACGGCCAGGGAUGACGGUUCGCCUGUCCUCAUUAUGGGCGACUUGAAUGUCGACGCAUCCAAGCAUGACCAAGAAAAGGUCGCGCAUGCAGUGCAUAGCUCAGAUGCAUAUAUCAAGAUGGUCAGCAUUCUGAACGGCACAGGUUUACCCAAUGGCGACUAUGAGGAUUCCUGGCACAUUGAUACCAUGAAGGAUGCCGUAUACGAGCAGUUUGGAUACCAUCCUGUCACCUUUGGCAAUGUAAUUGCGGAUAAGGAUGGCGGAAGUGAUAUAAAGCCUGCAGAGACAGUGUUGACGCAUUGGGAUCAAGUGACGACGGUGCAGAGUCUCGAUCGGAUUUUUUGGGCGGACCGGUUUUCGGAUACGUUGGCAUUGAAUAAUAUCACGAUUGAAAAGUUCCUUGUUGCUGAUAACAAGGAUCUGGCCGAGGAGGAGAAGAAGGACAUUGAAUUUACGCAGAUAUCCGAUCAUUAUGGCCUGAGUUGCCUUAUCGAAUUAAUCUAG
Zychaea mexicana is the source of this 1236-nucleotide messenger RNA. RefSeq names its product Endonuclease/exonuclease/phosphatase. Lineage: Eukaryota; Fungi; Mucoromycota; Mucoromycetes; Mucorales; Lichtheimiaceae. Gene Ontology annotation, molecular function: sphingomyelin phosphodiesterase activity. The coding region runs from base 1 to 1236 and encodes 411 amino acids. Gene Ontology annotation, cellular component: cytoplasm; extracellular region. The record is from RefSeq and is a predicted model, not a curated record. The transcript has a single exon.